Alternaria rosae is the source of this 2577-nucleotide messenger RNA. RefSeq lists its product as uncharacterized. Bases 233 to 2422 code for a protein of 729 amino acids. Gene Ontology annotation, biological process: transmembrane transport; fungal-type cell wall biogenesis. Lineage: Eukaryota; Fungi; Ascomycota; Dothideomycetes; Pleosporales; Pleosporaceae. The transcript is spliced from 3 exons. The record is from RefSeq and is a predicted model, not a curated record.
ACCGCCCAUUCGUCGCUCUCGACUGCCACUCGCUCACCCGCACCUUCACCCGCAACCCACCCCUUCUAUUCACGCCUCCAGGACGCAAACGAAACUCGUUCACUGUGACUGAAGGACUCCUCGCGCCGCUGGUUUGGCCGACCUCCCUCCGCAGUACUCGUAAGGAGUACGCCCGCGCCUGAGGUACAUCGCUCCGCGCACCUAAUACACCACAACACCACCACCGCCCACCAUGAAGUUCUCCCUCUCCAAGUCGCUGUUAUGGCUCGCAGCCAUCGCAGCGCCCGUCGUGUCGGGCGAGCGCAUCAUCGAAUCCAAGUCACUCAACCCGUGCAUGUCCAACUCCAGCUUCUCCGCCACCCUCUUCAACGUCGCAUUCACCCCCAGCAACCGCAGUUUGGGCUUCAAGAUCGAGGGUAUCUCCAACAUUGCCGGCAAGAUCGAGGCCGACAUCGAACUGCUCGUCUACGGAUACUCCGCCAUGAACCAGAAGCUCGACCCCUGCGGUCAGAAGGAGCUCGAGGGCAUGUGCCCAAUGAACGCCGGACCGUUGACUAUCAAAUCCAACAUCGACAUUAGCCAGGACAUCAUGAGCAUCAUUCCAGGCAUCGCAUACACAAUUCCCGAUCUCGACGCAGUGGUACGAGUCAAGAUCAAGUCUGCCGAGACACAUCAACAACUUGCAUGUGUAGAAGCAGAGCUGUCAAACGGACAUUCGGUCGACCAGAAGGCUGUAGCUUGGGUGACGGCCGUCAUAGCGGGUCUAGGUCUCAUGGCGUCCGCUAUAACGUCUGGACUGGGUCACUCCAAUACCGCCGCGCACGUUGCCGCCAACGCCAUGUCGCUAUUCGGUUACUUCCAGGCGCAGGCCUUCAUCGGUCUCUGCGCUGUCCCUCUCCCACCUAUCGUCUCCGCCUGGACCCAGAACUUCCAGUGGACCAUGGGUAUCAUCCGCGUUCAGUUCCUCCAGGAUAUGGCAACAUGGUACCAGCGUGCUACUGGCGGAAGCCCAACCACCUACCUCUCCCAGCUGUCAUACAUCUCCAUCGAGGUCCAGAAGACGAGGAAAAUGAGGCGUGCGCUCGAUUUCACCACUGGAGCUGUCGGUCGCCUCAUGGCCCGUAGUAACGCUGCCGCUACCGAGGCACAGGCUGGCGGAGACCGCUUGGUCCUCCACGGUAUCGAGCGUGUUGGAUUCAAGGCGAAGAUUGAGACGACCAACAUCUUCUUCACCGGAUACACCUUCUUCGUCAUCUUUGUUCUCUUCACCGUCAUCGGCGUAGUGGCCUUCAAGUACAUCUGCGAGGGUCUAGUCAAGGCCGGCAAGAUGAAGAGCGACAAGUUCGUCGACUUCCGCAACGGCUGGCAGACUGUGCUCAAGGGUAUCCUCUUCCGUGUCGUCCUCAUUGGCUUCCCGCAGAUGAUGAUGCUGAGCUUCUGGGAGUUGACUAAGCGUGACUCUGCUGGUCUGGUCGUUCUGGCUAUCCUUUCUAUGCUCACCAUGAUUGGUAUCCUCGCAUGGGCUUCUUCCAAGGUGGUCCGAAUUGCUCAACGCUCCAUCGCCAUGCACAAGAACCCUGCAUACAUCCUCUACUCGGACCCUGUCGCGCUCAACAAAUGGGGCUUCCUCUACGUUCAGUUCAAGGCGGCCGCCUACUGGUUUAUCAUCCCAUGGCUCGGAUACCUCCUCAUCAAGGCCAUGUUUGUCGGUCUUUCGCAAGGUGCCUUCAAGGUUCAGGCCAUCGCCAUUGUUCUCAUCGAGGCCGCUCUGCUUGUCGGUGUAUGUGUCCUUCGUCCCUGGAUGGACAAGAAGACCAAUGGUUUCAACAUUGCCAUUGCUGCUGUCAACUUCCUCAGCGCCUUCUUCCUGUUGAUGUUCACCGAGAUCUUCAACCAGCCCGCUAUCGUCACUGGUGUCAUGGGUGUCAUCUUCUUCAUCAUUAAUGCCGCCUUCGCCCUGAUCCUACUUCUCAUGCUUCUUGUCUCAUCUGGAUUCGCUCUGUUUACCAAGAACCCCGAUACCCGCUACCAACCAAUGCGCGACGAUCGUGGCUCCUUCAUUAAGUCGCAAACUCAGCUAACUACUGAGCUCGACGCACUCGGUGCGACUGCUCGUGGUGAGGGCAAGGGUACCCACCCAUACACGGGAUCACGAAGCCGCAUUGACGACGAUGACGACUACUCUUCCGAAGAGCAGCGCCAAAUGGCUGCCAAGGAGGGUGGAUUCAACGAGCACUACGCUCCCGUGCCACCACGAAGCCAAGGUAAUGACGGAACUGUUUCACCAGCACCGCCGUCCUUCUACGAGCGCCGUAGCCCAGCACCCUCAUACCGUCCUGGUAGCAACGGCCAAGGUCAACAACAGUACCGACAAGCCAACACCGCGAGCCCAUGGCAACGAGGCGCAGGAUACGAACAUUGACGCCAGAGCGAGCACGAGGAGCAGGUGGGCCAAAUCAUCGAUUCGUAUCAUCGCUCCUCGGUCGCUCAGCAACAGCAACAUCAAAAUCAACAAAACAGGUUCUGAGCUAUCUAUGCGUUUUGUGCAUAUCUUGGGUAUCCAUACCAAUAUACUGU